AUGGCUGAAGCUGGCCUGCAUUCUUAUAGUCAAAUGACUCAGAAUAUUCGCAUCUGCCACGGAUCAAACAUAGAGCACGAUGAAGAGCGAAUAACACUACCAGAUGCCAACGAAAGCGUUUUUAGUAGUCCUAUACAUUGUGUAGCGCCAUCGGAUAUUAUGCUAUCUACAACGAAUGGGGAUCAGCAUUCAAGGCUAGGAUUACGACAAUUUGAUCGAAAGCAAAUUCAGUAUUUUUCCAACAUCGAUUUAUUUCAACAACCAUCUGGUUUUAAUUAUUUGCGAUAUGCGAGAGCAGACGAAUUACGACAUGAAGAAAAUACUAACCCGCAUUUCUACAUUUCAAAUUUGACUUUCAUCUACGAUUUUCGAACAAUUACUGAUCGUAUAAUACUUCGACCACCGCAGAAUCUUGCUAUACUCAAUGAUGUUUCAUUUGAACUGUCUGGUGGUGAAACUCUCGCAAUUCUUUAUACUUCUGAAUUUGAAAUUCGCACACUUUUAUGCAUUUUGGCUGGGAGAAUGACACAUGGAGUCUCUAUAAAAGGAACUUUUCAAAUAAAUGGCCACAAUUUGGAAAUACAGCAGUUGGCUAAGAUGAUAGCAUAUGUUUCAUUCGAAGAACUUUAUCCAUGGCUAACCGUUAAGCAGACUCUUUUUUUUAUGAGUGCCUUCAAAAAAUCCGCUACUGGUACUUUUAAAAUUGAAAAUAUGAUCGAUCAGUUAAUUCAAACACUAGCACUAUCACCUUAUCGAAAUACAUUGUGCAGCGAAAUUGGGAAAACUGAACGACAACGUCUAAAAAUUGCCAUUCAAAUUUUGAAAGAUACUGAUAUCAUUCUUUGCGAGAAUAUAACGAAAGAUAUGGACCUAUAUGAUAGCUCUUUUGUAAUUGAUUAUCUUCGUGAUUUUGCUAAUAAAUUAAAUCGAAUUAUAAUUAUGGCCAUAACUCCGCCAACAAUUGAAAUAUUAACUAUGUUCCAUAAAACAUUGUUGCUUGCUUCCGGCCAAGUAAUCUAUUUUGGACGUUCAAGUGAAAUGGUUCAUUACUUCGAAUCAACUGGUUUCCCGUGUCCAUUACUGAAAAACCCAUGCGACUAUUACGUGGAUUUGGUUACUCACGAUAAUCUCACGCCAGAAGCAUCUUCUGAAUCAAUAGAAAGAAUUCGACGAUUGAGCGAACUCUGGAAGCAAAAUUACACUCUGCGACAUCCGAAAGUCACAGCGCCUUUAUCAUCUAAAAUUGCACAGGCUAAUUCAUUUGAAGCCAUGGUCAUUAUCUAUAGGAGAUUUUUCGCUAUAUAUAAAAAUCGUCCGUGGAGCAUUAUGAAGGAACCAUUUUACGCAUUGCUAACUUCAUUGUCGCUUGGUGCAAUUUUUUUUGAUAUUCCCGCAGAUCGAAGAGCAGGAAUCGAUGAUCGAUUUGUUUCUGAUGAGCGCCUCUUUCUUUAUCAAGAUUUAUGUAACCAGUUUUAUGGAUCCAUUGGCUAUCUUUUCACCAAGAUAAUUUUUGAUUUUCCCUUUUCGUUGUUUACCUAUAUACUUUAUGCUUUACCGGCUUAUAUAAUGAGCGGCUUGCCACCGAAAAAUGAACUCUAUUGGCCUUUUAUUAUUUCUUUUGCUACUAUUGUUAUACUAAAUUCUCUUCUAUGGCGAUAUGCUUCGUGGAUGUUCGCUUAUGCUUUCGGUUCACGUACAACUGCAGCUUUUGCUAGUGCGGCUCUUAUGGGAUUAUCUGCCCUUGCAUCUGGAUUACUUGUUCAUCCUUAUGAUCUUUUGCAAUUUGCUAAGUGGACACAUUUCAUUAGUCCAAUAAAAUAUGCUGGUGAGAUAUUAGCAGAAAAUGAAUUCAAAGGGACUUCACCUCUUCUUGAAAAGGUGAUCGCAAUGAUUACAAAUAAGCAUAAAUCGUGGAACCGAACUGAAUUGAUGAUUGGAUGCGAGAGAAAACGAGUUCUUGCAGCGAAAAUUAGAGAGAUUGAUGAUAAUUGA
Dracunculus medinensis (Guinea worm) is the source of this 1992-nucleotide messenger RNA. The record is from the annotation of a GenBank genome assembly. Lineage: Eukaryota; Metazoa; Nematoda; Chromadorea; Rhabditida; Dracunculidae.